AUGGCUGCCGACUCUACUACCGAAACGGCGCCUUCCCUGCCGUACCACGAACCAGACAUCAUCACAAUCCUUAUCCUCACUUCGUUCCUGCUGCUACUGAACGUCAUCAACUCGAUAUUCGAUAAGUUUCUCUACUGCGGUCUCCUCGGCCAAAUUGCCGUUGGCAUCGCGUGGGGCACGCCAGGCGCGAAAAUACUUUCAUCGAAUGUCGAAGAUGCGGUGGUGCAGCUGGGAUAUCUAGGAUUGCUAUUACUUGUAUUUGAAGGUGGCCUACAUACCUCGUUCCAGUCGCUGAAAGCGAAUCUACUGCUAUCAUCCGGUGUCGCGUUGACGGGAAUCGCCUUACCGGUGGGUCUGUCGUACACUCUCCAAGGACUACUCGACGCGACGCCGCUGCAAGCUUUUGCCGCGGGAGCAGCUUUGUGCUCAACUAGUCUUGGCACUACGUUCACGGUUCUCGCGUCGAGCGGUUUGUCGUCGUCCAGAUUGGGCGUUGUGUUGACGAGUGCAGCUAUGAUGGACGAUGUUGUGGGACUUGUCAUGGUGCAGGUGAUUUCUAACUUGGGUGGUAGCGAGUUUAGUUGGGUUGUUGUUGUGCGCCCAGUCCUGGUGUCGGUGGCGUUCGCUCUAGCUGUACCAGUUGCUUGCCUCUUUGUUGCGAGACCAGUUACUCUACGGGUUAACCAGCAUCGCGAAGCUCAUCAAAAUGAGGCACUCGACCGGCUUUUGCGGAAGCCACAGACGGCCUUUGUGCUGCAUACUCUGCUCUUGGUGGGCCUGAUUACAGGUGCAACCUAUGCUGGGACUUCGAACCUGUUCGCCGCUUAUAUUGCUGGGGCAAGCAUCAGUUGGUGGGAUUCUGAAGUUGCCCAUCCAGUUGUUAAGAAAGUAGUACACGGAGCUUCAGCUGUUAGUGAACAGAGUACAGUACCCAUCAAUCUUUCUCCAGAGUCCUCGAACGGCUCUCAAGGCUCUGUUGAAAUCCAAAACCCUACGCAGAGUACAUCAACCCCCGAAGCUAAAGAAGAGCCCGAGACUCCAUCAGAAACACAGCCUGCUGAAGGACCGAGUACGUUUAAUGGUGACGAAGACAUGUCUGGAUCCGCCAUCUAUCACCGAUACUAUCACCCCGCAGUUUCUAAAAUCCUCCAGCCCUUUUUCUUCGCCUCUAUCGGUUUCUCCAUUCCAAUCACCCGAAUGUUCCGAGGCGCCAUCGUAUGGCGUGGUUUCGUCUACACCAUCCUGAUGCUCCUCGGCAAAAUCGCCUGCGGCCUCUGGCUCGUCCGGUUCUCCAUUGCACCAGCCAAAGGCAAUAUGGACCGCGUAUUGUCCAAACUGAAGCAGCUAUAUGUUCCGCAUUUCUGGUCCAGAAGCACAAGGACAGCAACGCCUAGGCCGAGCAGCGCAAGAGAAACGGUCACGAGCGCAUCGACGCGUGCUUCACCGAACCCGCCAAAGCCAUUUUCACUUCAUCCUCCUCUUAUCAUCGCUCUUGCAAUGUGUUCACGAGGGGAAAUUGGAUUCCUUAUAUCCGGUGUUGCAGAAUCCAAAGGCAUCUUCUCCUCACCCAAUGAUGUCUCAACCGACUCGUCGAAUAUCUUUCUCGUGGUGACGUGGGCGAUUGUCCUUUGUACGAUUAUUGGCCCCUUGGGUGUUGGAAUGUCGGUUCGGAGGGUGAAGACGCUGGAGGAUCGCAAGAAUCGGGCGCAUCAGGGGAGUGGGAGGGACGUGCUUGGUGUUUGGGGCGUGCAGUGA
This is a messenger RNA of Bipolaris oryzae ATCC 44560, 1755 nucleotides long. RefSeq lists its product as uncharacterized. Bases 1 to 1755 code for a protein of 584 amino acids. The transcript has 2 exons. Gene Ontology annotation, cellular component: membrane. Gene Ontology annotation, biological process: proton transmembrane transport. Gene Ontology annotation, molecular function: antiporter activity. The record is from RefSeq and is a predicted model, not a curated record. NCBI's taxonomy places the organism in Eukaryota, Fungi, Ascomycota, Dothideomycetes, Pleosporales, Pleosporaceae.